GCCGGGAGAUGUCGGCGGCGGGCCGGGCGGAACCCCUAGGUCGGCCCGGCAGCUUUGCGAAGCGGGUCCUGGUGACCGGGGGCGCUGGUUUCAUUGCGUCACAUGUGAUUCUCUCCUUGGUAGAAGAUUAUCCAAAUUAUAUGAUCAUAAAUCUGGACAAGCUCGAUUACUGUGCAAGCUUGAAGAAUCUUGAAACCAUUUCUCACAAAGUGAACUACAAAUUUAUACAGGGCGACAUAUGUGAUUCUCACUUUGUGAAACGGCUUUUUGACAAAGAGAAGAUAGACAUAGUACUGCAUUUUGCUGCACAAACACAUGUAGAUCUUUCAUUUGUCCGUGCUUUUGAGUUCACAUACGUUAAUGUCUAUGGCACUCACGUGCUGGUCAGUGCUGCUCAUGAAGCCAGAGUGGAAAAAUUUAUUUACGUCAGCACAGAUGAGGUGUAUGGUGGGAGCCUUGACAAGGAAUUUGAUGAGUCAUCUCCCAAGCAACCCACAAACCCGUAUGCGUCAUCCAAAGCGGCUGCCGAGUGUUUUCUGCAGUCCUACUGGGAACGCUACAAGUUUCCAGUUGUUAUCACAAGAAGCAGUAACGUGUAUGGACCACAUCAGUAUCCAGAGAAGGUUAUUCCAAAAUUCAUAUCUCUACUUCAGCACAACAGGAAAUGCUGCAUUCAUGGAUCAGGGCUUCAAAGAAGAAAUUUUCUUUAUGCUGCUGAUGUAGUAGAAGCAUUUCUCACUGUCCUCCAAAAGGGAAAACCAGGAGAAAUUUAUAACAUUGGAACUAAUUUUGAAAUGUCAGUCGUCCAGCUUGCCAAAGAACUAAUACAACUGAUCAAAGAGACCAAUUCAGAGUCUGAAACGGAAAAUUGGGUUGAUUAUGUUAAUGAUAGACCUACCAAUGACAUGAGAUAUCCAAUGAAGUCAGAAAAAAUACAUGGUUUAGGAUGGAGACCUAAAGUGCCUUGGGAAGAAGGAAUAAAGAAAACAAUUGAGUGGUACAGAGAAAAUUUUCAUAACUGGAAGAAUGCGGAAAAGGCAUUAGAACCUUUUCCAGUACAGGCAUCGUUUAUAUAACCAUGGCAGUUUCCAGACAAACAAGGAAAUUAUCCUACCUCAAAAAAUGCUAACAAACGGAGUGACCAAAAUGAAUUGUCCUUUCCAUCUGGAAUUAGAUGCCUGGCGUCCGGGUGCAAAUCCAGUGCAGGAUGUUCCAGUCUUCAGAAGAGUUUCAGCGUUGGCAAGGAUUUCAAUGUCAAAAUGUUUUUUCUGGAGUGUUCUUCCUCUGCAAAUGAAGAAGAAGAGACAGAGAAAGACUCUCCCAAGCAGCAGGCCAAGAGUCAUCUCCUCUCCUGAGAAAAGAUGCAGGUGAUGGUGCUGGGCAGGCAGCAGCCUUAAUUGGCUGUGAACUCAGUGGCUUCCCUGCCGUUCCCUGGGCCCAGAAAGUCAAGGUUUCAUUUGAAGGCAAUAUAGAGUGUGUCUCAUACCCCCAUUUACUCUUUUUUAAUUUUUAAAACAAGUCUGAAGUUGUGCUAUAGUUGCUUUAAAUAUGAAACAUGUAUAUAGAAAAAUGGAAGCAUAUCUAGCACUUUUGAUAAUUUUUUAAAAUAGAAAAGUUAAAUGCUUUUCAAAAGAAGGAUAUACAAUUUUUAUAUUUUCAGAAUCAGGUGUUGACCCACGUAUAAAGUGUAUUUCAGAACCUUUACCAUGUACUAGCUUUUUAAAAUGAUUUUAUUUAUUGUCAGUGUUAUAAUGUAUUUAAUGUAGAAUGCGACUUUCUUAGUAAUGUAUUUUUAUUUUGCCAUAAGAAAUUUGAAGGGUGGGUGUUGUGGCUGAGUGGGUUAAGCCACUUCUUGGGAUGGUUGCAUCCUUUAUCAGAGGAGCUGGAAUUGCGACCCAUCUCUCUUCUAAUCCAACUUCCUGCCAAUGAGACUGGAAGGUAGCAGCCGGUGGGCCCAAGUACUUGAGAGGCCCUAACUCCUUGCUGCAGCCUGGCCCAGCCCAAACUGUUGAGGACACUUUGGGAGUGAACUAGCAAGUGAGAGAUCACUCUCUCUGUAGCUUUCCUUUUCUCUCCCUCUCUCCUUUUCUCUGUCUUUCCCUUUGUCACCCUGCCUUGCAAAGAACAGUUUCCAAAAAGAAUUAAUUUCUAAAAAAAAAUUAAAUAAAUUAUGCAUUUGCAAUCUCUUUUUGUUCUAGAGUAUUUUUUGGUAAUUUGAAAAAUUAACUGAUGGGUAUUGGAUUGAUAAAAGGAAAUAAGUGAAGUUGCCCUUUCUUAAAGUGUGGAUUUUCAUUUGAAGGCUUUAUAACUCUUCACUCAGAUGUCGUAAUUCACCUUUUAAAUGCAGUUACUGCUCGACACCCAUUGCCCUGACUGAAGGGGAGUGGGUGGACAGGUGUGUGCGUUGGAUCCUGUGGAAGAGGAGGCCUAUAAAGAUACAAGAGGGAAGAAACCACAGUAUGGUGGUGCUGGCUGUGGCGAUGUGGGCAGAAAGACAGCGCUGUUGGGGGAAUUACCUGCUGGGCCCUUGAAGAUGGAAAGGGCCCAGUGAGGUCAACAUACGCUAAUGCCCCUGUCGAUUUCCUCAAGUAAGAGUUACUGCAGUGGGAGCUCAGCAUGCUGCCAGUGGCUAGUUUGUUCCUGGCCCCAAGAACAGGUUUCACUGUGCGGCUCUCUCUAUUCCAUCCAGGUGUCCAUCAGUUUUUGGGUGGCCGAUGAUUAACAGCUAGCCAGUUAACAGGCUAAGAAUUUCCUCUGUUGGAUGGAGCAGUGCCUCUGCCACAAUGGUUUCUUUCUGCAGGGACUGAGCAUGCAAGUGACCUAACUAGAGUCUUAACUGCUCAACCGGGCACUUGCUGUGGAGAAUUCUGACACAUGCCACGGCAUGGGUGAUGUGAACGCAUUCUCUGCUCAGCAAGCCAGACACAAAAGUGCAAACAUGGUCUGUUCCUCGGUUUGCCUGCCUUUCCGCUCUCCGCACACACACCUCUCCCCCUCGGUCUCUGCCCCAGGCAGAGCCUCUUGCUUUUUCCUCUCUCCACUGUCUGACCACAGAAGGUUCACAGCGCGCUCUCCAACCCCCAGCCUCACACCAGCUGAAAGAAAGGUAAACCCGUUUUCCUGUCUCAGUGUUUCCUGUUGAGUUCCUGCAAGGUGUGUAGUUUAUUUAUUGUUUAGAAAGGCAGGUGUUUGAUCCUUACUUUGACACUUCUUUGUAGAAAUGUCAGUCUUUGAGGGAUUAUUUCUUGAACCUUUCUUAGCUUUUUCAUAAUAUUUCUAAUACAGCUGUGUUUAUAGUUAAACUAUAUAUUCCAACUGACACACCCAAUAAACUGUUUUUCUCCAUUCCCAAUGUAACCUUUCUGUCCAUUCAAAAAGCAGCAAACCUCCUUAUGUCAUCUUCACUUAAGUCAAUUUUCGAGGGAUGUGAAAGAAACAAUGGUGGAGAAUGAGAGAAGGAACUCGAAUUCUUUUACCUCUAAAUUACGGGCAAGUCCUCCAACUAACGUCUGAGGAGCUCUGGGCUUUGCUUUGCUCUUCAUUUACUGACUUGGAACGAAAACAUUGCUCUCUGGAAGAGUUGUGAGAGUUUAACAG
Ochotona curzoniae (black-lipped pika) is the source of this 3597-nucleotide messenger RNA. It is a transcript of the gene TGDS, whose product is annotated as TDP-glucose 4,6-dehydratase. Gene Ontology annotation, molecular function: dTDP-glucose 4,6-dehydratase activity. Gene Ontology annotation, biological process: nucleotide-sugar metabolic process. The transcript is spliced from 12 exons. The record is from RefSeq and is a predicted model, not a curated record. The coding region runs from base 9 to 1076 and encodes 355 amino acids. Lineage: Eukaryota; Metazoa; Chordata; Mammalia; Lagomorpha; Ochotonidae.